Messenger RNA from Tremella mesenterica DSM 1558, 756 nucleotides. RefSeq lists its product as uncharacterized. Lineage: Eukaryota; Fungi; Basidiomycota; Tremellomycetes; Tremellales; Tremellaceae. The transcript is spliced from 2 exons. Bases 1 to 756 code for a protein of 251 amino acids. The record is from RefSeq and is a predicted model, not a curated record. Gene Ontology annotation, biological process: protein transport to vacuole involved in ubiquitin-dependent protein catabolic process via the multivesicular body sorting pathway. Gene Ontology annotation, cellular component: ESCRT II complex.
AUGCGUAAAGGAGCAGGUAUAUCAGCUUUAUCUCGUCAUACAAUAACCUCAACAUCUUAUUCAAAUUUAUCAACAUCACUUUCAACUCAACAAUUGAAUUCUUUACAAUCUUCUCUUUCUCAAUUCCGUGAAUCUUUAUUAUUAUUCGCACAAAAACAUAAAUCUGAUAUCCGAUCUGAUCCAGUAUUCAGAUAUAAAUUCCAACAAAUGUGUUCUGCCAUAGGAAUAGAUCCUUUACAAUCUUCUUCUUCUUCUUCUUCUUCUUCGUCGUCGAUGGGAUUUUGGUCAAGAUUAGGAUUAGGUGAAUUCGCAUAUGAAUUAGCUGUACAAAUUGUCGAUGUUUGUAUUUCUACCAGAGGUUUGAAUGGGGGUAUGAUAGAGAUGAAUGAUUUGAUUAAAAGGAUUGAAAAGAUGAGAGGGAUAUCUAAAUAUCGUUAUAUAACAUCACAAGAUAUAAAACAAAGUUUAAAACUUUUACAACCUUUAAAAGCUGGUUAUUCUUUAAUUGUUUUAGGUGAACAAACUUGGAUAAGAAGUAUACCCAAACAACUCGAUAUGGAUCUUUCUCUUUUACUUGGAAUAGCUACUGUUACCGGAGGGAAAUUGACAGAGGGGAAUGUGGGAUCACAAACUGGUUGGGAAGAGAUUAGGGUGAAAAGGGCUUUGGAAAAUUGUUUAGAUUCAGGUAUGGGUUGGUUGGAUGGGGUGGAUGAUAGCGUUUGGGUUUUAGCUGCGAUGGAGGGGGAAAGUGGGUAA